Messenger RNA from Ceratina calcarata, 1202 nucleotides. Its product is annotated as smad nuclear-interacting protein 1. Gene Ontology annotation, molecular function: protein binding. The record is from RefSeq and is a predicted model, not a curated record. Bases 110 to 1045 code for a protein of 311 amino acids. NCBI's taxonomy places the organism in Eukaryota, Metazoa, Arthropoda, Insecta, Hymenoptera, Apidae. The transcript has a single exon.
AUCUCGGUAGGUAGACCUUCUAUAAUAGAGUUGACAUAGUACAACAUGGCCAAACGAGUCAAACAUGGCAUCCAUGGCAUUGUUGAACUGUUGAACAUCAAAUGUAAAAAUGAGUAAAAGUCACAAAGACAGUAGAGAAGGUAGGGACGUUCACAAAUCUAGCAGAGAUGUAAGAAGGGAAAAUAAUGAUGUGCACCGUGAUAGAUCGCUACGUGAACGGGAUAGAGAAUAUAGGGAGAAUCGAUACGAUCAUUCAAGGAGAGAUGAUGAAAGACAACAUGAUAGAAGGAGGCAUGACAGAUCGCCUCUAAGAAAGGACGAUUCACGUUCAAAACACAGAGAUUACGAUGAGAAGAACAGAAAAUACAACAGAGGAACUGUCGAAUAUAAUAGAAGACAUGCUGACAGAGAGAGGAGGAAUAAUUUCGAGGAAGUAAAAUCGAAAAAGGAACAACCUUCACCAGAAUGGGGUAAACCUGUCAUCAAAACGGAAUCUAAGCUAAAGCCACAGGAAAAGGAGAAACCAAACUUUGAAUUGUCUGGAAAAUUGACGGAAGAUACAAAUACCGUAAACGGUAUAGUAAUUAAAUAUGCCGAGCCUGCAGAUUCAAGGAAACCUAAACGCAGAUGGAGGUUAUAUCCUUUUAAAGGGGAGAAGGCUUUACCCACUUUGUAUGUUCACAGACAAUCAGCAUAUUUAAUGGGCAGAGAUAGAAAAAUUGCUGAUAUCCCCUUGGACCAUCCUUCAUGUUCUAAGCAACAUGCUGUUCUACAAUAUCGUUUAGUAUCUUUCCAGAGGGAAGGUGGUGGUGAAGGAAGACGAAUUCGCCCAUAUCUUAUUGAUUUGGAAUCUGCAAAUGGUACAUUUGUAAAUAAUGUAAAAUUGGAACCCAGGAGAUACCAUGAAUUACUGGAAAGAGAUGUGGUACGUUUUGGAUUCAGUUCUAGGGAAUAUGUCUUAUUACAUGAGCAUAGCAAAGAUGACUCUUUAGACGAUGAUGUUCCCCUAAGCACUACGACAACAACUGUUGCUGCUACUACAUAGAGUCUUACUUGUAAAAUAAUUAGAAUAAUAUUUUCAAUACAUCAACAGUAUAUGUAUAAUGUUACCUUGGUACAGAUUGUAAGACUACUUUAUGAUUUUCUUCAAAUGUAUUAUGAAAUGAAACAAUUGUGAUUCUUGUAUAAAAUCUUUCUAGCAA